Anoplopoma fimbria (sablefish) is the source of this 722-nucleotide messenger RNA. RefSeq lists its product as uncharacterized. The transcript has 4 exons. Bases 84 to 722 code for a protein of 212 amino acids. The record is from RefSeq and is a predicted model, not a curated record. Lineage: Eukaryota; Metazoa; Chordata; Actinopteri; Perciformes; Anoplopomatidae.
GACUAGACAGUGAUAAUUUGGAGGAAUUAAAUGAUGAUCAGCAUUUCACUGGAUUUAGUCCAUUCAGCCUUCUGUCCGUAGGAAUGGUCACACAGUUUCCAAUCUGUUCAACAGAGUUAACAAGUCAGACCACCACUCCUCCGUCAACUUCGCCCACAUCUCUGCCAGUACCACCCCAGCAAGAUUUUUACAGACUUGUUCUGCAGCACCUCCGCACAAUUGAGGAGGAGCUGAAGGAGGUGAAGCAGCAGGUGGCGGUCAACACAGCCAUGAUACAGAGACUAGGUGGUGGUGGAGUGGCAGAUCUCGGCCUUGUGGAAGACACCAACAUGCCAUUGAGCAAUGCCGAGGACCUGGACGAGCUGGAGAGGCGGCUUAUAUCUGAUGUGGACCUAAAAAAUCAACUGGUGAACAUACUUGCUAUUUUGGGAGGGAAAACCACCAAAGACGCAGUGAAGAGGAUGCUGGGCCGGGCUUUCAGGAGGUCCCUGGCGCUCCAAAUUAAUUGGACUGGCGCAGCUGGAAAGAUCGCUUUCAAGUCCCUAAACCUGAAGAGUGUGUUGCACAGAGCCGUUGGGAGAGUGGUAACCACAGCCACUGAAGAGGAGCUUCAAAAAGAAGUCUCCCUGUAUUUGAAGGGGGCGGCUGACAGGGAGGGAGGGAGAAAAGGGUGGUGGAUGGGGAUGGGGAGUGUUGAGCCCAUGUUGGCCAUAUGCUUAUGA